UUCUAACCUCAGAAACGUAAGGCGUAAAGGGAGAUUGUUAAAGCUUAUUAUUUAUUUAUAAAUCACAUAAAAUAAUGUUAAAAUGGUUUCAUAUGAAGAUAAAUGGGUUAGAAUAUUUUUAGUGCAAGAUACAUCCCAACAUAAAAAGGGAUUUACGUUGUAUAAAGUUGUUUCGAUGUUGUACCCCAGAGAUUGCCCAGAUGCAGUAACUAAAGUUGUAGUGUGGAAGAGAUUUAAUGAUUUUAAAAAACUCCAUCGUGACGUAAAAGUAAAGUGCAAAAGUUUGAAAUUUAAGAGUUUGCAUUGCAUAGCUAUACCAAAAACGUCAUACUUCAGAAGAUUCCAAGAAAAUGUAAUAGAGGAGAGAAGAAAUUUUAUUUUAAAUUUCUUAAACUUUAUUGCCCAACAUGGAGAGUUGUAUACAUCAGAUGCUGUUGUUAAUUUUUUUAAGUCAAGUUAUACUCCAUCAGAACUUCUUAGUAGUAAUAUAAGUAGUAUUCGAUCAGAUUUAAAUUUACCAGCAGAAACUGAAUACUAUACUGCCAAUUCAGACAAUGAAAGUGAAGCUGAUUCGAUUUCAACCAUAAAUAGUUUAAACAGUUGUUCAGUUCAGAUUGACUCAUUACCUGAUCCAGUGAAUGAUGAUGUGAAGAAUGUUUCUUCAGAAAAUAAUUCAAGUUUAACAAAUGGUACUGAUAUUUAUUUGGGUGAUAAGCAAGAUAUUUGUUCAUCAAGUGCAAAUAGUUGUGGAAGUGUUUCAAGCAUGGGCAAUUACAUAUUGGAAGCUGCACAGUGUAUAAGUAAUGCUAUCCAAUUUGAGACCGAAAAGAAAUAUGAAGAUGCAUUUCAAGAGUAUAAGACUGGAGUGGACAUAUUAAUAAAAAACAGUAAAGGUGAUCAUCAAUAUUUAUUUAUUUAUUUAAAUCAAACAGGCUAA
This is a messenger RNA of Agrilus planipennis (emerald ash borer), 937 nucleotides long. RefSeq names its product ribosomal protein S6 kinase delta-1. Gene Ontology annotation, molecular function: phosphatidylinositol binding. NCBI's taxonomy places the organism in Eukaryota, Metazoa, Arthropoda, Insecta, Coleoptera, Buprestidae. The coding region runs from base 83 to 937 and encodes 284 amino acids. The record is from RefSeq and is a predicted model, not a curated record. The transcript has 5 exons.